This is a messenger RNA of Ostrinia nubilalis (European corn borer), 1440 nucleotides long. RefSeq lists its product as uncharacterized. NCBI's taxonomy places the organism in Eukaryota, Metazoa, Arthropoda, Insecta, Lepidoptera, Crambidae. The record is from RefSeq and is a predicted model, not a curated record. The coding region runs from base 306 to 1406 and encodes 366 amino acids. The transcript has 2 exons.
AGAAACUAGUUUCUUAAUUACUGACUAUCUUCGUAAACGCGACUAUUGUUUAUUAUUCACGAUCUUCUAAAAUGUCAGUAUUAUAAAAUUAAACUUGCUUCGUAAAUGACACUGAUGUGUCAGAUCGGAAAUAAAGUGAUUUGCAAGAAAUAAUUUAUUGUAAAGAUUUUAAAAAGGAAUUGACAAUUUAAAUAAUAAACUUUGAAUGUCGUUUCUUUGUUUUCAGAGCAACACAAUCUUUUAAAUUGUACAAUUCCCUAUAAACGUCUUAUAAAACGACAUUUAUAGUUAGAAAUAAGAUAAAUAUGGAGAAACUACGAUUUAAAUUUGAAGUUCAAGGGUCGGCAGAUGGAAAAACCAAUGUGAUCUGCAUAACCUCUAUCGAGACACCAGACGGCCGUGUUUACGAGAUUCCAGACGAGUUAAAACCAGCAAGUAAGCACAAUGUCAUAUUAACUACGGAAUUAUUUACGAAAAUUAAGAAUACGCUUAAAAAGAGACAUCAGACACGAUCCUUAUGGAUCCCUCUUAAUACGGAACUGAGAAAAACAUAUCUAGAUGAGGGUGAAAAUGUGCAAUUUGGGAACCAAUAUUUGGAUGAGACCACAGGAGAGGCAAAUGCUUCAUAUAAAAAUUCUAGUAUGUCAGAAAAUAAAAACCUAGGAAAAACCGCAGAACGGUUUGUAAUCGAAAAAUUUUCAAACAAAUCAUCCAGCGCUGACCAAUGGAUAAAUGAUUUCGAGAGUGAAUGUGAAAGAUUCCAAAUUCGACACGAUGAAGAGAAAAUUGGGAUUCUUAAACACCUCCUAGAAAAACAAUGUUUGGAUUGGUAUGCCAGUAUGCUAAUAAAGAUGAGUAUGAAUUCUGACUGGGCAAAAUGGAAGAAUGCCUUUUGUGAAACUUAUGGUAAUAAAGGUUGGUCUCAAAUUAAAUACGCAUUUAUUUUUAAAUAUCAGAGUGGAUCUUUAUUAGAAUAUGCUACAAAAAAGGAAAGGCUAUUAUUAGAGGCCAAUAAGAACAUUGACACGAAAACCCUGAUAACUCUUAUUGUCAUAGGAUUACCAGAUUAUGUAAUGGACAAAAUUGAUAAAGAAACUAUCAAAACAACGGAAAACCUUUAUAAUGAAAUAGGGAAACAUGAAUCAUUGAUUAAAAAGAAAUACAACAACAACUACAGGAAGAAUACAUACGAAAAGAAUAAUUAUGAAUAUAAAGGAAAGAUGGAGAAUGAAAAAAAACCAUGCAAGAUAUGUGAAAAAUUAAAUAAAGGUUCUCGAUUUCAUCCGGAAGAAAAAUGCUGGUUCAAACAAACAGAAGAAUAUAAUCAAAAGAGAAAUAGUGGUAGAACCAUAAACAAUACAGUAUUAGAUGUGGAACUAAGUAAUGAAGAAAAAAAAAACGAGUAGUAACACCAUUAAUUAAAAUCAAACUAUUAUUAAA